AUGACGUCACUAAAAACACAGAUCGUUCAAUCCAAGGGAAUCUAUCAUGGCCUGCCAGUAUUUUCGCCUGAUAUUAAAGGCCUGACGGCUGUUGUGACAGGCGCCAGCGGUAUCUCUGGGACAUACAUGCUGAAAGUUCUUGCCGAAAAUCCUCAACGAUGGACUAAGGUCUACGCACUCUCCCGCAAACCGCCUGGCGGCGCCUGGCCAGCACAUUUUCAGCAUAUACCAGUAGACUUUCUCGGUGGCUCAGACAUAAUUGCAAAAGUACUGAAAGAGCAUCAAGUGAAACCGGAUGUCGUAUUCUUCUAUGCCUAUAUCCAGCCCUCGCCGCAGGAGGGUGGCACUAUUUGGAGCAAUGUGAAUGAUCUGGUCACUAUCAAUAAGGCUCUGCUCAAUAAUUUCCUUGAUGCACUUUCUUCAGCUGACGCGGUUCCUUCCCGAAUUCUUCUACAAUUGGGGGCAAAAUAUUAUGGCGUCCACCUCGGACCUACAGCGGUUCCCCAAGAGGAAGACGACCCGCGCGUCACUCUAGAGCCGAACUUCUACUAUCAUCAGGAGGACGCGCUGAUGCAGUUUGCUAGAGACCACGAUAUCGGCUGGAACACGACCCGACCGGCUUCCAUUCCAGGAGCUGUCACAGACGCUGCAAUGAACUUGUGCUUACCCCUGGCUAUUUACGCUACGGUGAAAAAGCAUCUGGGACAGCCAAUUGAGUACCCUAGCGACAUCGUGGCCUGGGAGAUGACAGAGCAAUUGUCAAGCGCUCAGAUGAACUCAUAUCUGGCCGAGUGGGCUGUACUCACUCCAGAAGCCAGGAACCAAAGUUUCAACUCAUCGGACGGUAGCGCUUUUUCCUGGGGUAAAUUCUGGCCGAAGUUUGCUCAUUGGUUCAAUUUGGACUAUCGCCGCCCAGAGACGCAGCCGUCUGUGCAAUACAGAGAAGUCAAAACGCCUUACGACCCGCCUCCUCGUGGUUUUGGGCCACCAGCUGUUCUCCGUACAAGAUUCACCCUGGCAGAAUGGGCUAAAAGACCGGAGGUCCAGAAAGCUUGGAGUGAAAUUGCCGAGAAGUACAACUUAAGGAACAACGAGCUGGGUGACACCGAUCGGAUAUUCGGGUUUACUGAUAACUCUCUUAUGUGGUCCUAUCCUUCAAACUUCAGUUCCUCCAAAUUAAGGAAAUAUGGGUUCCACGGGUACGUUGACACCACUGAGUCCAUACACGAGGUUUUCAAAGAAUUUGUCGAACUUAGAAUGAUACCUCCUUUCUGA
Messenger RNA from Fusarium verticillioides 7600, 1275 nucleotides. RefSeq lists its product as hypothetical. The coding region runs from base 1 to 1275 and encodes 424 amino acids. The transcript has 4 exons. Lineage: Eukaryota; Fungi; Ascomycota; Sordariomycetes; Hypocreales; Nectriaceae. The record is from RefSeq and is a predicted model, not a curated record.